Colletotrichum navitas is the source of this 561-nucleotide messenger RNA. RefSeq lists its product as uncharacterized. The record is from RefSeq and is a predicted model, not a curated record. The coding region runs from base 1 to 561 and encodes 186 amino acids. The transcript is spliced from 4 exons. Lineage: Eukaryota; Fungi; Ascomycota; Sordariomycetes; Glomerellales; Glomerellaceae. Gene Ontology annotation, cellular component: membrane.
AUGGCGGACGACAGCUACGUUGAUGGGAGCUACUUCUUCUACGCUCCCAACAAGGGCGCGCCAUUCUUCUUCGCCAUAGCGUUCGCCGGGUCGGCUAUGCUGCACUUUUGGCAAUGCUAUCUUUCAAAGGUCACCGGCCUGUUCCCGUUCUGCUGUCUGCUCUUUACGGCGGGCUUCGCCGUUCGCAUAUACAGUGCGUGGAAUUACGAUAACCUGGACACCUUCAUCGCGCCGGUUUGCCUAGUGUAUGCGGCACCGCAAGAGAGGCCAUGGACUCACCUUUUCCCGCGGACGGCGUUCCGGAUCGUGGAGUACUUUGGCGUCGCGGCGAUGCGUCGGGGCCCGGACGCGGACGCCGGCGAGGUACCGCCGGCGAAGCGGUACGAGUGGUUCUUUUACGUGUUCGAUGCGGGCCUGAUGCUGGCCAACGUCGUCAUAUUCAAUGCGCGGCACCCACGGCGGUACCUGCCGGAGAGAUACACGGUGUACCUCGCCAGGGACGAGGGAACGGAGGUGGACGGGCCCGGGUGGAAGGAGAGCAAGGGGAGCCAAGCCGUGUGA